UGAUGACUGGCUGAGGUCAAUAAUGAUGAAAAAGUGAACUUUUCCGGCUAAAAUUCCGAAAAAUUCCGUGCAUUUGCGGUCUGCGUGGUCCCGGGACUCGAAACUGCUCAAUCAAUCUGCUUGCGAAAGGUGACCGAUAGCCGUCGGUGCGUUCCGAUAUUUCCGAAAAUGUCCUCGUCAGCUAUCUUCAUUCUCGACGCGAAGGGAAAGGUGUUGAUAUCGCGCAACUACCGCGGCCACAUCGAUAUGGGAGUGGUGGACAAGUUUAUGCCGCUGCUGAUGGAGAAGGAGGAAGAGGGCCUGAUAACGCCGAUCCUGCAGACACCCGAGUGCACCUUCGCCUACGUGAAGACGAACAAUCUGUAUCUGGUGUCGGUGACGCGCAGCAACGCCAACAUCGCGCUGGUCUUUGUGUUCCUCCACAAGGUGGUCCAGGUGUUCACCGAGUACUUCAAAGAGCUGGAGGAAGAGAGCAUACGAGACAACUUUGUGGUGAUCUACGAGCUGCUGGAUGAGCUGAUCGACUUCGGCUACCCGCAGACGACGGACAGCAAGAUCCUGCAGGAGUACAUCACACAGGAGGGCCACAAGCUGGAGAUACAGCCGCGCAUUCCGAUGGCGGUGACGAAUGCGGUCUCGUGGCGCUCGGAGGGCAUCAAGUACCGCAAGAACGAGGUGUUCCUCGAUGUGAUCGAAAGCGUCAACCUGCUGGCGAACGCGAACGGCAAUGUGCUACGCAGUGAAAUUGUCGGCGCGAUAAAGAUGCGCGUCUAUCUGUCCGGCAUGCCGGAGCUGCGGCUCGGGCUGAACGAUAAGGUCCUGUUCGAGAGCACCGGCCGGGGAAAGUCAAAGUCGGUGGAGCUGGAGGACGUGAAGUUUCAUCAGUGCGUGCGACUGUCGCGGUUCGAGAAUGACCGCACCAUUUCGUUCAUCCCGCCCGACGGGGAGUUCGAGCUGAUGUCGUACCGGUUGAAUACGCACGUGAAACCGCUGAUCUGGAUCGAGUCGGUGAUCGAGCGUCACGCGCACAGCCGCGUAGAGUACAUGAUCAAAGCGAAAUCACAGUUCAAGCGGCGCUCGACCGCCAACAACGUGGAGAUUGUCAUUCCCGUGCCGGCCGAUGCCGACUCGCCGAAGUUCAAAACUACGAUCGGUAGCGUAAAGUACGCUCCCGAGCAGAAUGCCAUCACUUGGACGAUCAAAUCAUUCCCUGGAGGAAAGGAGUACUUAAUGCGCGCUCACUUCGGUCUGCCCAGUGUCGAGUGCGAGGACAGCGAGGGGAAGCCCCCGAUCCAGGUGAAGUUUGAAAUUCCCUACUUCACCACUUCGGGAAUACAGGUUCGAUACCUGAAAAUCAUCGAAAAAAGCGGCUACCAGGCGCUUCCCUGGGUCCGGUACAUUACCCAGAACGGUGACUAUCAGCUGCGAACGAACUAGAAUCGGUGGCCCUGCGAGGUGUAAUUGUUAAGUUUCACCGUUUCCCGAAGUGAAAGAACGUCUGCCUCUGCGGCAUUUCUCCGGUUGCCGUUCAUCCGUUCGAUGGUCGUGCAAAGUCCACAGUCCACCGGUCCAUCGUCAGCGUGCAGCGUGCAGUAUUAAUUUAACGUUUCAUCAAAUCGGCAGCCGGCGUCUUCGAGUUCCGUUUCAGCACGUUUUGUUCCACUUCAUCCCAUCGCAUCGUUUUUUUUCAUGUUUGGCGAUUGUUUUCGCGAUCUGUUUUCAGUUAAACGCACGAGUUUUUCAUAAAUUGUUUCCGCGUUUUCUUUCACCUUUUUGUUGCAUUUUUGUUUUCGAAUGUGUUGUAAAGCUUUUGGAAUUACGAAUUCGUUUAGAGAAGAUAGUUGAAAACAUUUUAUUUUAAAACUAGAACGCAACCAUCCUGUAAAGCAACCAUGUAGCACU
Messenger RNA from Anopheles cruzii, 1902 nucleotides. It is a transcript of the gene AP-1mu, whose product is annotated as AP-1 complex subunit mu-1. The coding region runs from base 169 to 1437 and encodes 422 amino acids. Gene Ontology annotation, molecular function: clathrin-cargo adaptor activity. NCBI's taxonomy places the organism in Eukaryota, Metazoa, Arthropoda, Insecta, Diptera, Culicidae. The transcript has 4 exons. Gene Ontology annotation, biological process: intracellular protein transport; vesicle-mediated transport. Gene Ontology annotation, cellular component: clathrin-coated vesicle; clathrin adaptor complex. The record is from RefSeq and is a predicted model, not a curated record.